Molecule: messenger RNA, 2269 nt
Organism: Glycine soja
Lineage: Eukaryota; Viridiplantae; Streptophyta; Magnoliopsida; Fabales; Fabaceae
Exons: 13
Coding region: 182-1810 (542 amino acids)
Biological process (GO): retrograde transport, endosome to Golgi
Cellular component (GO): Golgi membrane; Ric1-Rgp1 guanyl-nucleotide exchange factor complex
Source: RefSeq, a predicted model, not a curated record
GUGAAUUCUGCGUGGCUAAGAUCAGAUCCCGUCUGAGAAGAAGAACUCCCUACACACAUCAUUGCUGGUGAGACCCUUCUUCUCUAUUCCUCCAAUUCCUUCUCCCAAAACCCUAAUUUUAAUUUUCCAUUGCAAUUCCCUCUCACACUAAUUGUCUCAAAAACUUGGAACCAAAAGUGCAAUGCUACCUGGGAGAUUCUCGUUUUUCGGAGGCGGCGGGGAUUCCGGCGCGGUGGUGGACAACGCCAAUUCGUCACCAUCAAAGGGUGGUGGAGACGAACUCGCUGUUGUUCAACCCACACUGAAGCUCGAGACGGAUAGGCAGGUUUACCGGCCCGGCGAUCCUGUGAUUGUGACCAUCCAGAUCUCAAAUCCCGCAAAUGGGUACUCGUUUCUCAUGGAAAGACUCGGUUUUGAGAUCAGGGGCAUCGAGAAAUUGGACACUCAGUGGUUCGCCACGCAGAAGCUGAUGCCCGGCUCGAAACAACGGAGAGGUGAGAAUGCUUUUCUGGAGUGCUCAACACCAAUCCUAAUUGCAAACCAGAUUCUUAAUGCUGGCGCCAGCAAAUCAUAUGUGGUGCGAACGCAGCUGCCUAGCAUUAUUCCACCAUCUUACAAGGGUUCAAACAUUCGCUAUUUGUACUAUAUUAAAAGUGCAUUAACUGGAGGGUGGAUAAUAUAUGAAAAUGGGCAAUCUCGUCUGGAGUCCAAAAAUGAUGUUACAGAUUUGGAAGUUCGUAUUCCAUUACAAAUAUGGAUAAACCAAAAAAGUAGUGGCUUUCCAAUAGAUGAUGAUAUUGUUCCCUUAACUAGUGUACAACUGGAUUUAUUUUGGAAAGAGAUGGAUGGAGAUGCUGAUUGGGUUAGAGCAAAUGACAUGUAUGAUGGAGUUGAGGAGGGCUAUGACAGCUCAAGAGAUGAUAUCUCAUCUGUUUCUUCUUAUAAUCCCAUGAGAGAGAGUCUAAACAGAGGCUUUGGAAGUUCACUGUCAUUGCGAUCUUCUUCUGCAAGAUCAUUGACCAGGGAUGUUUCUACUUUAGAAGGUUUCCGAACAAGUUUAUCUUCAAAUAUGGCACUUCCUAGGCUGUCUGUUGCUGAAGUGUUGUCUGAUUCUGGUGCUGAUGUCUUGUCAACCCAGAAGUCAUUUGCAAUUGUCUCCCCAAAUGAGCAACAGAAGCUGCGGAAGACAUUUUCUGCAGAAUAUGAUGUGGGAGUAUCCUCUUCGCCUGAAGCUGGGGCUGUAGAAUCUAUAUCAUCAGAAGGCUUUAUUAGAGGAAGGUCUUACAAUAUCCGACUUGAUGAUCAAGUUUUGCUUAAAUUUUCCCCUAAAAAUUCCGACUCAACUUAUUACUUCAGUGAUAUGAUAGGUGGCACUCUCACUUUCUUUCAUGAAGGAGCUAGGAGAUGCCUUGAGAUCUCAAUAACAUUGGAAACUUCGGAAACUAUAAAUCGGCGAUUUGUCCACCAUUCUAGAAGGAAUUCGCCUACAAUCACUAAGGUUCAGAGUGAUCAUCAUGAGGUUGUUGCAGAUUUGGUGCAGACAAGCUUUCUUUUUUCUAUCCCCAUGGAUGGUCCAAUGUCCUUCUCAACUCAACAUGUAUCUGUGCAGUGGGUUCUCCGCUUUGAAUUUUUCACAACUCCAAAGCAUGUAGAUUGGAAAAAGUAUGAGCAUCCUCUUCUAAUUGAGGGAAGGGAAAAAACGGAAUGGGUUCUUCCAAUUACUGUACAUGCUCCACCACCAAGAGCUCCUGCUUCUGGUACAAGAAGUGAUAAACUUUUCUCUUUGGAUCCUAUGUGGGUACACAAUUGAAGUUAAAUUAAACUGAAGAUGAAAUGUGUGGAACCGACCAUUGUAGCCUUUUCAAUUUACCCCAAGCUUCAAUUCCUCAAUGUACAAAAUAUCCACAGAAUAGCAGCCAGUGAAAUGUCAGAAGGAUCAUUUGUAGCAUAUCAAAAUUCGGUCAAUUUGUCGUAAUCGGUUACCUGAAAUUUGGCACAGGUCUUUUGAGUACAGUAUUUCUUUUCAUUUCAUGUUUUCUUGGUGUCGGGUGAUUUAUGUCCCAUAGUUCAUCCAAUUAAUUUAUUUUGUUUCAUUUUUUUUAUAACUCAAAAAGGGUUUUUAGUAGAUUGUAUGAAUCUUUACUAAAUCAUUUAUUAGAGAUAGAGGCGUAAAAGCUGGUAUCUUAGAUUUGAUUUCUGUCUCUUGGACAUCUUGGAUCAACUAUGUUAACUUUACCUUUACACUUAAUUUCUUUUACAUUUUUUUUCA